AUGGCACUGUCGAGUGGCGGUCCAAAAGACAUGACCUCACAUGGCAUUACCGACGCGGCGGGAGUGCCUAGCGAAGAGGAUAUAUUUGCCCUAGAGCAUUCUUUUCUAAGCUUGCCGGUAGAGGAGCUGAGGAUGCAGUUGAAAGCGCAGCAGCGAAACACGGAGAAAGGGUUUGCGUACUGCAAAGCGCUCUCGGAAAGUCUAUUAACACAUAUUACAAAUGGGGACUGGAGCGAUAAUGUUGCGAGGGAAAAGACCAAGCAUGCUCUUCGUUCCGAGUUGGCGCGCCUUCGAGCACUGCGCGAUCGCGUAGUCGAGGCUCGUAUUGAGCAUCUCGGCGUAGUAUUUACGUUUGCGGAAGAUGCAGAAGCGUUCAACGACUGGUGCGCAACUCGACUUGUUCGUAUGGUGGCCGAUUAUAUGCUGCGCCACAACUGUGACAAAAGCACAGCGCUCCUAGCGCAACAGCGCAAGAUCGAAGCGCUCGUUGAUUUCCCUGUGUUUUCACAAAUACGCAAGGUAAAGGAAUCGCUCGUACCGGACAAGGUCUCUGGACGUGCACCGUCGUGUUCCUUGGCGUUGGCGUGGUGCACGGAGAACAAGACGGCGCUCCGGAAAUUUAAAUCUACUUUGGAGUUUGAUCUCCGAUUGCAAGAGUUUAUUGAGCUAACGCGGAGCCGCACCUCUUGCUCGCUUCGCGACGCGGUUGUCUAUGCGCAGAAACAAUUGAUGCCUUGGCUCCACGCCCAGGACGAGGCUGACGAUUUGGACAAGGAUGGGCCUGCGCGCAACAACGUGACAUACACACGCGCACAGGCCGUACGGGCAAUGGGCCUUUUGGCUUUCGGCCCUGAUAUGUGGUCUUAUCAUGAUCUUUACAAUGUGGAGCGCUGGAAAUACCUCUGCGAUACAUUUCUCCAGAUCGCCCUGCGUGUAUACGAGAUACCCCCCGUCCCGCUAUUGCAUAUUGCACUAAGCGCAGGACUUUCCAGCUUAAAAUCGCACGCGUGUUGCUCGACACAUUAUCAUGACAAGAUCGGCACGGUGGCUACAAACCUUUCUAUCGCAAAGGAUGAAAAGCAUCCUGAAUGCCCUGUGUGCGAUGCUAACGGGCUCGGCGAGCUUGCCAAGGAAGUCCCGUUCAAUCACCACGCCAACUCUAUUCUUAUUUGUCGUAUUAAUGGCAAGGUGAUGGACGAUAAGAAUCCCCCCAUGUGCUUGCCGAACGGCAUGGUCUACUCCGAAACAGCAUUACACGACUUGGCCACGCGCAGUGCUGACAGCGCUACGGGGAUCUCGCGCACUGUAUCUUCGAAGAUGCAGAACGCGUUUUUGGACACUGAAAAGCAUGUGCCUUUUGAUUGCAAGGAGCCUGGAGAGAAAAUCGACGUAUACCAUCCAGCAGAGUCCCCUGCAGAUGGCUGUGCGACAGGCGAAGAAAAUGCUAUGACGCCGACACUUCGUGAGCAGUCUGAACUGCUGUGGAACGGAGGCCGCCGUGGAAAUCUAGGGAAGCUCGACACAAGACAGAAUAUAAUGCCAAGAGCCAAUGCCGCUCCCCUGCAGGAUAGCGGGAUGGAAGCAAGUGCUCCCUGGCACACCUUCUUGCGCGACCGGGCAUAUCUUCCCCAGUCGUUGCUGGGCAAUCCCAAUCCCCGCCAACUUGAGGCCAUUCAGUCUCCCGAUGCGAUGAGCCCGACGUCGCCACUGCGCCAAGCCACCAGUGACCCGACCGAAGAUACAUACAGCACCUGGUCCAGCAUGAAAACUAUACCCGCUUCCCGCACAGACAUAAAAAAAGGCUCUUCGUUACGCUCUGCAACAAACCUGAGCUCAUUUAGUGCGGACGAUCACUCGCAGUCGUCGUGGCUGGAGUCAAGCUCCGAUUCAUCCUUGAAUACUAGACUCCCGUCACCACCGUCUCGUUUUGAUUCCUUGCACAGCAUUUCCGGGUUUCAGUAUCAACCUAGCGGCGGUGCUCUAGCGUAUAGGAACGCCGCUGGGCCGUACUCUUCGUCUUCUGCAAAAGCGAAUGUGGACGAGUCCAGCUCCCUAACGAUGGAUUUUGGGCCGGGCAGUAGUGGCAGCCAUUUUGGCUCUGGAAUACGCGCUCAGCUAGCCACCACCCUGUCUUCACUGAUUGAAAAAGUACCUUUGGAAAUUCCAGAGGGAUGUGUACGGACGAUUAGCAUUGCUGAAUUCGGCUGCUUGAAUUCAAGGUCCUUGCUAUUGCUACGUCUUGUGAUUGAAGAAUUCAUUGAGCGGGUCAAAAUGAUGCAGCAUGGUGCUUCCUCUCCUUCCACGCAAGAUAAAAAGGACCUCGCCCUGCCCCCUGAACCAUUUCCGAUUGUGUUUAAUGUGAUACACGAAGACUCACCGCAAGCGGACUAUCGGUCUUUUACUCAUCUGUUGGACACGCAUCCGGAUUCUUACAUGAACCCAAUAUGGCAAUCUUCGUGCGGCCCGUGCCUUCAAAAUUUUCUUUACCCUUCAUUUGUGGCACGUCCUUUUGGAUCGAGGAUUGUGCCGCCAAACACACUUGACGUUGGGUUCAGCUUGAUGGAUUUACAUUGGAUGCACACGCCCAAUGCACAGGGUGUAGCGCUGGCAACGACGGCGCAGGCCGAACUUACAACAUUUUUGUAUGCACGCUCGCACGAGUUUAAGCAAGGCGGCGUGUUUAUAAUGGCCUUUCUUGCGCGCCAGGAAGUGGAUGUGGCCGCAAAGGGGAUACAUGCUUCCAACACAAGCGAUGCCGCCGAUAGAACUUCGUCAUUGGGUUCGCACCAUGAACAAUCCACACCAGGGUCCAUGCAUGACAUUUGGAGUACAAUGAAUGAAAUGCUUGUUCCUUGUUUGCAGCGAUUGGUGUCGUGCGGUAUGCUGAAAAGCGCUGUUGCUCGCCAGUUGCUGACGUUGCCUUUGUAUCCACGCACUGCACUACAAACAAUGCGUGCACUAAAAGACGUGAGUCAUUUAUGGUCGCUAGACUGGAGUUGUGGACUUGGCAAGGACGAUGUAUAUACCACGGCAUGCGACGAGCAAGGAGGCCAUGUUCUUCGGAGCGAGCCUGAAUCUUUUCGGCUCCCGGAACCAGCAUGGGUGGCUUUUCAGUCGGGGAAUAUAUCAAGCUCUGUGAUGCUGCCGGAACCAUCCAUACCGGAUUGGAAAAAUUUUUCGUAUACACCGUACCAGAAGAACAGACUGAUUUCUGGUUCCAGCAAAAAGGCAGCGCCACAAGAGGCGGGCACGGCGCCAGCGGAUCCAACGCAAUCUGAGUCCUAUCGCAUCGCACACGAAUUUGCUUUUGCAGCAGCAGAGCGAGCGCUUCACCUUGACGCGCCGAUUGUGCGUAAACUUCCGUACCGUUCCGGAUUUCAGCCAAACGGUGUGAUCGACAAUAAGACGGACGCGUUUAUUGCACAACGUGCAAUGCAUCGGAGCGCCGUCGAGCUCGAAGAACAGCGUCUUGAGCGGCGUUUGGCCAAGCUUGUUUCUCUUUACUCGCCCGAAUUUGAAAAAGAGGCCGACGCCAUUGCGCUUUCCCCAGAUGCGGCACCAUUCUUGCGGCGCCAAGGAGUGCAAUUGUUCAGCCUGUUUCAGGGUAAGGAGGAGGCACGGAAAAGCCAACUGCUGCAAAAACGCACCGUGGCAGAACAAUCCAUUGUAAAGUGGCAAAGUGAUUCCAAGAUACCCAAUUUGCACAGCGAAGAGCUAGCUAUUCCCCGCAAACCAUGCAGUUCGCUCAAGCUCGUAAACCCAGACACGUACAAGAUUGACAAUAUGCCGCCGCACCCAUCUAGUACGGCUUCACCUGCAGAACGUGACAAGUAUGCGGCAGCAGAAUUCCUUGCCAUCCGCUUGUGUAAAGACUGUACAGGACUGCUCCAUCGGAUCUAUUACCACCAGCACUCGCAAGAAACGACGCAAUUCACCAUGUACUAUAGGACGUUGCUUCGGUUGCAGCGAGAGAUAACAGAAGCGCUACCAGACUUUCAUGAAAUGAUCCUGGGCUUGCAAAAAAAGGACACAGCGACGACAUUGGCGUCCUUCCUGACGGAUAGUAAGACGCUCCAGGAAAAUGCGAUGCAAGCGAGGAAGGAUAUCUUGUUACGUUUGGCUCGUUACGAUCAAAUUGCGAAAGCAACUCGCAACCUACCGCCAAUGGUAGACGGAGAGCAAUCCAUGGCGCAACAGCAAUUACAGCUUGCAAUGUUUCCGCUACAGAGUCUUUCGAAUCUCGGUGCAGAUCGACAUGGCGCCAGCGCAGAACAGAGCAACGCACCUUUGCCGGCCCACACCGACCAGUUGCAUGUAUUGAUGGAGCAAGAGAGGUUGUUACACGGAUAUCUCUCUGCGGCAAUUAAGGAGCGAAACCUGGAUGAUGUGUCGACGCUGAAAGCAAACCGAGACGAAGUGCGUGCAGAGAUUGCACGUCUGCAAUUGCAGGAAAAAGUGCAAUAG
Malassezia vespertilionis is the source of this 4464-nucleotide messenger RNA. RefSeq lists its product as uncharacterized. Gene Ontology annotation, biological process: proteasome-mediated ubiquitin-dependent protein catabolic process. Bases 1 to 4464 code for a protein of 1487 amino acids. Gene Ontology annotation, cellular component: GID complex; cytoplasm; nucleus. The transcript is spliced from 11 exons. Gene Ontology annotation, molecular function: ubiquitin protein ligase activity. Lineage: Eukaryota; Fungi; Basidiomycota; Malasseziomycetes; Malasseziales; Malasseziaceae. The record is from RefSeq and is a predicted model, not a curated record.